Messenger RNA from Somion occarium, 676 nucleotides. The record is from the annotation of a GenBank genome assembly. Lineage: Eukaryota; Fungi; Basidiomycota; Agaricomycetes; Polyporales; Cerrenaceae.
AACGUUAUCUUAUCAUGUCGAUAUCUCCUCCACCUGGUGUCACUCACGAGGGCAACCUCAUUGAGGUGCAUAAUGGAGGUGCUGAAGAUUGGCUACAGUUUAGUGAGGUUCGGCCUUACACGAACGCGUUCAUUAGACAGGAAGGCAAGAUCCUGCUGGGAUACAAGAAACGAGGCUUCGGGAAGGAUUUGUACAAUGGUUUCGGAGGGAAACUAGACCCCGGCGAGACCAGCUUACAGGCAGCAGAACGUGAACUCCAGGAAGAAGCCGGCAUACAGGCUAAGCUGCGCGAGUGCGGUACCCUGUUCUUCGUGGAUGAGAAAAUUGCUUGGGCGUUCCACAUUCACGUUUUCACAGCAGAGACGUUUACGGGCGAAGUCACUGAGACGGAAGAAAUGCGACCACAGUGGUUUGCUACUCAACCAGCGGAAGAGACGACAGAUCCUGAAAUCGCCAAGUUACCUCAGAUACCAUACUCUCAGAUGUGGGCAGACGACGUGUAUUGGAUGCCGUUGCUUCUCAGUAAGACGAAGUUCGUUGCUCGGAUGGACUUUGCGAGUGAUGGCACACUUCGGAAGUGGUGGGCGGCAAAGGAAGUUCAAUAGAGCUCGUGCAAUACAAAAUUGUUUUGUUAGACAUUGAUUAGACUUGUUAAACAAAUAAUUGGACGUUGGAU